Lodderomyces oxycetoniae is the source of this 939-nucleotide messenger RNA. RefSeq names its product ditrans,polycis-polyprenyl diphosphate synthase (gene SRT1). The record is from RefSeq and is a predicted model, not a curated record. The transcript is spliced from 2 exons. Gene Ontology annotation, molecular function: ditrans,polycis-polyprenyl diphosphate synthase [(2E,6E)-farnesyl diphosphate specific] activity. Lineage: Eukaryota; Fungi; Ascomycota; Pichiomycetes; Serinales; Debaryomycetaceae. Gene Ontology annotation, cellular component: endoplasmic reticulum; membrane; lipid droplet. Bases 1 to 939 code for a protein of 312 amino acids.
AUGGGUGCUUACUCUAGAACCUUCUCCUUGAAUGCUAUUGCCGCCUUAAUCUUGAAAUUCCCCUUGUUCGCUUAUCUUGUUGGCUUUUUUGAAGACUUUGUAAUCUCAACUAUUAAAACAGGGCCAGUGCCACGGCAUGUUGCAAUGAUCAUGGAUGGCAAUAGAACAUACGCAAAGAGACAUAGGCUACCCUUGAAAGAGGGCCAUUUUGCGGGUGCUAAUGCAUUGGUGAAGAUUCUCGAAGUAUGUUACAAAAUAGGUAUUGAACAUGCUACUGUAUAUGCAUUUUCUUUGGAAAACUUCAAUAGGCCAAAGGAAGAGGUUGACACGCUAUUUGGUUUACUACGUGACAAGUUGAAAUUGAUCUCCGAGUAUGAAGAUUCAUAUGCAAGGUACAACAAGGUUUGUAUUAGGAUUGUUGGUAAUCGAAGUUACAUUCCAGAAGAUAUUCUUAAAGAUCUUGAGUUCAUUGAGGAAGUAACUAAAACAAGCUCAACAAAAAAGGUUCUCAAUGUUUGCUUCCCAUACACUGCUCGAGACGAAAUAACCUAUGCAAUAAAAUCAAUUGCUAAAAAAAGAGUUGCUGGAGAGUUGCAAAACCGCGACGAAAUUACCACUAAAACAAUUGAGUCAAACUUUUAUUUUGGUGACGAUGUUCCACCUUUAGAUAUUUUGAUUCGUACUAGUGGGCACACCAGAUUAAGCGAUUUCCUACUUUGGCAAUGUUCAACUGAUUGUACCAUUGAAUUUCCUGAAGCACUAUGGCCUGACUUUGGAUUUGUGAGCAUCGUGUCGAUUUUGUUCAAAUGGAGUUAUUACAAGACUUUGCAAAUAGAGGAGUUAAGAAUGCGCGGGAAAGAGCCUCAGAUUCAAGAUACCGUUGUUCCUGUGCUAUUAAAAGAAUUACCUCAACCUCCCCCAAUAGCCACAGUAUCUUGA